Molecule: messenger RNA, 1411 nt
Organism: Prunus mume (Japanese apricot)
Lineage: Eukaryota; Viridiplantae; Streptophyta; Magnoliopsida; Rosales; Rosaceae
Product: short-chain dehydrogenase TIC 32 B, chloroplastic
Source: RefSeq, a predicted model, not a curated record
CAAAAAUUUCUGGCCGGUGUUCAUAUUUAUUCCCAUGCAUUUGUGAUCUGUGUCUGUGGCAUCUGUCUUUUACCCUCCAAGUUUCUAACCUCUCCCAAAGCUGUGGUCCAUUUGUUAUAAAAAUAGAGUCCAUCAGUUUGGCUCAUAUUCAUUGUGUGCUGUGACCUUCUCUGUCUGUAGGUUUCUUGAUUGAGACUCUCUCUUUCUUGUGAUCUUAGGAAAUGGGUAUCUUUGCAUUGGUGACAGGAAGGCCAGGGCCUAGUGGGUUUGGGUCAGCUUCAACUGCUGAGCAGGUCACUGAAGGAGUUGAUGCUAGCAACCUUACCGCUAUUGUAACUGGUGGGGCAAGUGGGAUUGGGUUUGAGACAGCAAGAGUCUUGGCACUUCGUAGAGCCCAUGUCAUCAUUGCCGCCAGAAACAUAGAGGCUGCUAAUGAAGCAAAACAGGCUAUUAUUAAAGAAAAUAUAAGCGCCCGAGUGGAUGUUCUGAAACUUGACCUCUGCUCUCUCAAGUCUGUUAGAGCAUUUGUUGAUAGCUUCAACGCUCUUGAUCUUCCUCUCAAUCUCUUAAUAAACAAUGCUGGUGUUAUGUUCUGCCCCCACCAGCUUUCAGAAGAUGGAGUAGAGGUGCAGUUUGCAACCAACCAUCUUGGUCAUUUUCUCUUAACAAACCUUUUGCUUGAGAAAAUGAAGAACACUGCUAGAACUACUGGUGUAGAAGGCAGAAUUGUGAUUCUGUCAUCACUUGCUCAUACAACCCCUUACCAAGAGGGGAUUCAAUUCGACAAGAUCAACGAUCGAAUUGGUUACUCAGAACUGAAGGCAUAUGGGCAAUCCAAAUUAGCAAACUUACUGCAUUCCAAUGAGCUUUCUCGUCGAUUGCAGGAAGAUGGUGUGAACAUAACAGUCAACUCAGUUCACCCAGGAUUGAUCAUGACACCUCUCAUGAGGCAUUCUCCUUUUUUGAUGAAAACUUUCAAGUUGUUCACCUUUUGGAUGUGGAAGAAUGUACCUCAGGGAGCAGCCACAACAUCAUAUGUAGCACUGCAACCUAAAAUGAAAGGUGUGACUGGAAAAUACUUUGUGGACUGCAACGAGAUGAAACCCAGCUCACAUGCUAGAGAUGAAAAGUUGGCCAAAAAGCUUUGGGACUUCAGCAACAAGUUGAUCGAUGGGGCUUCCAAAAGCUGAUUAUUUAAGAAGCAUAAGCAUAUCCUGUGAAUCUGAGAUGCCUACCACUUGGAAUUGCAAGGCAUAAUCAUUUACAUAUAGUGAUUGUCACUUAUCAUGUGCUUCUUUAUAGUGAUGGGAUUUGAGUUGGCUCUUUCAUUAGUAUGAGGUUGACAAAUCAUCCUUAGAACAAUCACUUUUCCCCUAAGCUGGAAUGGGAAGCGAAAAUCUCUCUUUUUCUC